AAUGGCCCAAUAGCACCAAGAAAAUUAAAUUCCUUUACAAGUCCAAAGUAACAGAUUACACAUAGAAAGAGGAAGUCUGCUCUUUUGUCACAAGCUACACGCACUACUGCUAAUCAAACACACGCUUUCAUACCUCCUAAACGCCAUUACAGAAGCUUCUCUCUCCUCUCUCUCAUCUCUCUCUCUCUCUCUCUCUCUCUCUCUCUUGAAUUCUGUUCUCCAGAUUUUUCACUCAACUACUGUAGGUUUACUUCAAGACCCUUUUCUCUUUGAUCCUUCACUCAGAAUCUCAAUUCGUCGGUGAAAAUUUGUAUGUGGGUACUAAAUUGCUAAAUAUAAUGGAGAUGAAUCUGUUUAUUGGAUUUGUAACGUUGGUGUAUUUAUCUUCUUUUGUGUCCCCUGAUGCACAAGGAAAUGCGCUAUAUUCUUUGAGAACUUCACUCGGUGCUUCGACCAAUCAGCUGACAGAUUGGAAUCCGGAUAUCGUUAACCCUUGCACUUGGUCCAAAAUUACAUGCGACACUAAUAACAAUGUAAUUACAGUGGCAAUAUCUGAUAUGGGAUUUUCCGGAACAUUGUCGCCGAGAAUCGGGAUUUUGAAGACGCUGAAUAUACUCCAAUUGCAAGGAAAUGGAAUAACCGGGGAGAUACCUCAAGAGUUUGGAAAUUUGACCAGCUUGACCAUGUUGAAUCUCGAAAAUAAUCAUUUAACUGGAGAAAUACCUUCUUCGUUGGGCUCCCUCAAGCGGCUCUCCUUUUUGAUUUUGAAUGAAAAUAAUCUAUCUGGAUCAAUUCCAGAAUCACUUUCGAGUCUUUCGAACUUGUCGGAGAUCCAGCUUGCGAAUAAUCGACUAAGUGGAGAGAUACCUCCGCAGUUAUUUUCUAUUUCCAGUCAUAAUUUUACAGGGAACCAAUUGAAUUGUGGCAUCAAUUUUUCUCACCCAUGUGCUUCUCAAGAAAUAGUUCGUACAAGAAGAAAAUCGAAGACUGGCAUGAUAGUGGGAAUUGUGGUUGCUUCCUUAUUUAUUCUUCUUCUCGGAUAUUCUCUCGUUUUUCUUUUGUGGCGGCGUCGGAAUCGAAACGAAGUUUUUGUUGAUGUUGCAGGUGAAGUUGACCGGAGGAUCGAAUUCGGUCAACUGAAGAGAUUUUCUUGGAGAGAAUUGCAGAUUUGUACGAGCAAUUUCGACGAGAAAAAUGUACUCGGGCAAGGAGGAUUUGGGAAGGUGUAUAAAGGAGUUCUUGGGGAUAACACUAGAGUUGCGGUCAAACGUUUGACCGAUUACGAGAGUCCAGGUGGAGAUACUGCGUUCCAACGUGAGGUGGAAAUGAUAAGUGUGGCUGUUCAUAGGAAUCUUUUACGACUCAUCGGCUUUUGCACUACUCCGACCGAACGCCUUUUGGUUUACCCUUUUAUGGAAAACUUGAGUGUCGCCUCUCGUUUGCGAGAGCUCAAACCUGGUGAACCCGUUCUAAAUUGGGCAACGAGAAAACAGGUGGCACUCGGUACAUCGCGUGGACUAGAGUACCUCCACGAACACUGUAACCCUAAAAUCAUCCACCGAGACGUAAAAGCAGCAAAUGUGUUGCUCGAUGAAGAUUUCGAAGCCGUUGUGGGUGAUUUCGGUUUGGCGAAAUUGGUCGAUGUUAGAAGAACUAAUGUGACAACUCAAGUGAGGGGUACAAUGGGCCACAUUGCUCCCGAAUAUUUGUCCACCGGAAAAUCUUCGGAAAAAACGGAUGUUUUUGGCUAUGGGGUUAUGCUGUUAGAGCUUGUAACGGGUCAAAGGGCGAUUGACUUUUCGAGAUUGGAGUAUGAAGACGAUGUUUUGCUUCUUGACCAUGUGAAGAAGCUGCAAAGGGAGAAAAAACUGGACGAAAUAGUGGACCCCAACUUAAGUAGAAACUAUGAUAUCCAAGAAGUGGAGAUGAUGAUCCAGGUGGCACUUCUCUGCACUCAAUCUUCGCCCGAAGACCGUCCUAAAAUGUCCGAGGUUGUCCGAAUGCUGGAGGGAGAAGGUCUUACUGAGAGGUGGCAAUUAUGGCAGCAUGUCGAAAUUACGAGAAUGCAAGAAUACGAUCGGUUACAAAGAAGAUUUGAUUGGGGCGAAAAUUCGAUUUACAAUCAGGAUGCUAUCGAGCUCUCUGGGGGGCGAUAAGGUAACUUUGACCAACCCCUUUUUUUUUUUAAAUUCUCCUUGUAAUUAAUUGGUCAUUAUGACAAAAUGAGUUCUUGGUCGAAUCGAACCUCUCGAAAUUAAACACAAAGUUGAGUAUAGAAUAUUGACAGUAAAUAUACCAUGAUUUUUUUCGUAUA
Messenger RNA from Erythranthe guttata (spotted monkey flower), 2314 nucleotides. RefSeq names its product putative LRR receptor-like serine/threonine-protein kinase At5g10290. Gene Ontology annotation, molecular function: protein binding; protein kinase activity; ATP binding. The record is from RefSeq and is a predicted model, not a curated record. Lineage: Eukaryota; Viridiplantae; Streptophyta; Magnoliopsida; Lamiales; Phrymaceae. Gene Ontology annotation, biological process: protein phosphorylation.